AUGACUUUUACAACUGAAGAAACCAGCGAUUUUGAUACUUCUAUGUAUUACAUACCAAAACCAUUAGACUUACCGAUAUCGACUGAAAAACAAUCAUUAUCGUCGCCUCAACCAAAAAUGACUGCUGCCGAAGAGGAGGAAGAUUUUAUUAAGAAUAAUUAUGUAGCAAAAACUUUACUGGCUAUACCAGAACUACCUGCCAUAACUUGGUCGAACUGGUACACACAAAUCGAUUGGGUUAAAGUAAUAGUACUUUAUAGUGAACCAUUUAUCGGCAUCUAUGGUGUCUUUACUACGCGUUUUGUAUGGCAGACAACUGUUUUUGCUAUUGUAUAUGGUUUACUCACUGGACUCGCCAUUACUGCUGGUUAUCAUCGUCUCUUCGCUCAUCGUGCAUAUCAAGCAUCUUUACUAUUACGAUAUAUAUUAGUAACGUUAGGUGCUGGUGCUAUGCAAGGAUCUGUUAAAUGGUGGGCACGUGGUCACCGAGCUCAUCACCGUUACACGGAUACUGAUCUUGAUCCAUAUAGCGCACAUCGAGGUCUUUUUCAUUCUCAUAUUGGAUGGUUGAUGUUUAUCUCAAAUCGAAAUUGCGCCGACACUGAUACGGCUGAUCUAGAUAAUGAUAAAACUGUUCAAUGGCAAUUCAAAUAUCUUACUGUCUUAAAUAUUUUCAUGGGUUAUAUUGUCCCUGUUUUUAUCUGUGGACUCGGAUGGAACGAUUAUCGAGGUGGCUAUUUUUUUGCCGGUGCACUUCGCCUUUUUUUGAUUCAUCAUGCAACAUUCUGUGUCAAUUCAUUAGCUCAUUAUUUAGGUGAUGCACCUUUCGAUGAUCGACAUACACCUCGAGAUCAUUUUAUUACAGCUCUUGUCACAUUAGGAGAAGGUUAUCAUAAUUUUCAUCAUGAAUUUCCGUCCGAUUAUCGUAAUGCACUUGAAUGGUAUCAAUAUGAUCCUACCAAGUGGGCAAUAUGGCUUUUCGAAAAACUUGGUCUCGCUACUAAUCUUAAGAGAUUUUCUAAGAACGAAAUUCAAAAAGGACGUUAUGGUAUGAUGCAAAAAGCAUUGAAUAGAUUUGGAAAAACAAUUGUAUGGCCUAAAGAUAACGCAAUGUUGCCUAUAAUUUCAUUUGAAGAAUACCAAGAGUUAGCAAGUAAAGAUGAUGGUCGUCAGCUUAUUCUAAUUAGUGGUUUUGUUCAUGAUGUUAGCAAUUUUAUUGAUACACAUCCAGGUGGUAGAGCACUACUUAAAAGUAGAAUAGGUAAGGAUGCUACAGUAGCAUUUCAUGGUGGUGUACAAAAUCAUAGUACUGCAGCACACAAUACACUUGCUAUGAUGCGAGUCGCCAUUUGCAAGUAUGGUGGCGAAGUAGAACAUUUGAAGAAGAGAUUAGGACACGAUUUUACACCAACUCCUAUCUUAACUUAG
Messenger RNA from Adineta steineri, 1428 nucleotides. The record is from the annotation of a GenBank genome assembly. NCBI's taxonomy places the organism in Eukaryota, Metazoa, Rotifera, Eurotatoria, Adinetida, Adinetidae.